UUAAGGAAAAGCUUUAAAAAAAAAAAAACCGUGUAAGGUCACCGUGUAAAUCUUCAUAAAACAAACAUUUUGAUUGGAGAAAACCGUGGGUAAAGUGACUGUUUCUCCACUUUUUUUUUUUUUUUGGAAAAAAAAAAUAAAUUUUGCCGAAAAAAUUGUGUACCUUAUUUCCCAUAAUGUAUAAAAAGACAUGUUUUUUACGAUUGGGGGCAUUUAGGACUUUUUUUCUCUUUUCCAUAGAUAUUUUCAACAAAUGUUUGCUUUAAGAAAUUUGGCAAAGAAAAAUGUUAUUCAACCAGCUAGUCGGUUCAUGAAUUAUCGAUCAGUAAUGAUUAAAGGUGGUCGUACUGUUGUACCACAAUCAUCUUUGUUGAAUCGAUUCCUUUCUACUACUGCUGCCGAACAGGAGGAAGUCAAUGAUACAUCCUCUAAUAAAGAUCAUCAUGCUGUUGUUUCUACUUUCGAUCUCUUCUCAAUUGGUGUUGGUCCCUCCUCAUCUCAUACUGUCGGCCCCAUGAGAGCUGCAAAGAUUUUUAUUACGGAUUUAAGAGAACACAAGGUCUUGGACAAAGUAGCAUCUCUCCGAGUAGAUUUGUUUGGAUCCCUCGCUUUGACAGGUGUUGGUCACGGUACCCCGGAAGCAAUCUUGAUGGGUGUGGAAGGUGAAAGUCCUGAUAAGGUAGAAACAUCCACCAUUCGUUCUCGUGUGAGUGACAUUGAAACAAACAAAUCCAUUCGUUUGGAUGGAACACAUCGUAUCACUUUUGAUUAUGAAAAGGACAUGGUUUUCAAUUUUUUCAAGACAUUACCCCAACAUCCCAACGGUCUUCGAUUCUGUGCUUAUGAUAAGGAUGCCAACUUGGUUGCUACUAAUGAAUAUUUCAGUAUCGGUGGUGGCUUUGUUGUGAAUGCUGAAACUCAAUUGGAUCACGGUGAAAACGUCUAUUACAAGCAAAUUAACAAAAAAGACGCUGUGGUGGCUGAACGUCGUGAACAAGAUGUGGCCGUUGUUUCUUUGCCUUUCCGUAACUCGGAAGAACUCUUGGCUGUCUGUAAGCGUGAAAACAUGACAAUCGCUCAAGUGGUCUUUGAAAACGAAUUAAAGUGGAGUACUCCCGAAGCUAUUCGAGAAAAACUACUUAGAAUUUGGAACACCAUGGAUGAUAGUAUUCGUAACGGUGUCAUGGCUUCUCCCGAUGAAUAUUUACCCGGUUCACUUCGUGUACGUCGUCGUGCUCCCCGUUUAUAUAGUAAGCUCUUAAAGGGUUUGUAUGGUGGUCCCUUAGUCUCUACAGGUGGAACUUAUAAUGCUUCCCAUAUAUCCGCUGGCAAAGAAGAGGAACACCAAUCAGUCUCUCGUGUCGAUCCCGCUAAUACCCAGUACCCUCUCGCUCUUUCUUUCUUGCCUAAAAAAUCCAAAAAGAAGUUUGUUUUGCCUGCCCUUGAUUAUCUUUCUGUAUAUGCUAUCGCUGUUAAUGAAGAAAAUGCUUGUGGUGGUCGUGUUGUCACUGCUCCCACAAACGGUGCUGCUGGUACAAUUCCAUCUGUUCUUAAAUAUUAUUUAGAAUUCAUUUCCGACAACCCAGAAAGAGAUGUCAUGGAAUUUUUGUUAACUACUUCCGCCAUUGGUAUGUUGUUCAAGCGUGGUGCUAGUAUUUCUGCUGCAGAGAUGGGAUGUCAAGGUGAGGUUGGUGUUGCUUGCUCCAUGGCUGCUGCUGGCUUUACUGCCGUUAUGGGUGGUUCUGUGGAUCAAGUAGAAAAUGCUGCUGAGAUUGGUAUGGAACAUAACUUGGGCUUAACUUGUGAUCCUAUCGGUGGUCUUGUUCAAGUUCCCUGUAUCGAACGUAAUGCUUUGGCUGCUGUGAAAGCCAUUGCUGCUGCCCAAUUGGCAUUAAAUGGUGAAGGUGAUCAUCGUGUCUCUCUUGAUCAGGUCAUUGAAACCAUGCGUCAAACUGGUGUCGAUAUGAUGUCCAAGUAUAAGGAAACCAGUCAAGGUGGUUUAGCUGUAAAUGUUCCCUUGUGUUAAACAAUAGAAAACUCCCCUCCCCUCCACACAUUCGCAUUUCAUUUCAAUCAUAUUUUUUUCUUUUUUUUUUUCACAUUUUUAAAUACUUCUUCAUAAACUUCUCUUACACAAUGAAAA
This is a messenger RNA of Mucor mucedo, 2143 nucleotides long. RefSeq names its product L-serine ammonia-lyase. NCBI's taxonomy places the organism in Eukaryota, Fungi, Mucoromycota, Mucoromycetes, Mucorales, Mucoraceae. Gene Ontology annotation, molecular function: 4 iron, 4 sulfur cluster binding; L-serine ammonia-lyase activity. The coding region runs from base 254 to 2026 and encodes 590 amino acids. The transcript is spliced from 2 exons. Gene Ontology annotation, biological process: gluconeogenesis. The record is from RefSeq and is a predicted model, not a curated record.